UAAGAGCCCACCGGUUUUUUUUUUUUUGGCUUAUAACUGUUGCUGGUUUUUGUGUUUGUUUUUGUUGUUGUGUUCCUGGUCCUUUAUGCGGUAUCACGUGUGUGUGUGAGAGGUGAGGUGAGUUAUCGGCAUGGCCACGCCUCCACACAGCAGCCGAGGCGGUAGAAGAAGCGCAAAUAAAUAUGAUUAAGCUUAAGAAUAUAUAAUAAUACAAAAAGAGAAAGCAAGAACGAACGAAGAAAGGAAAAAAAUAAAUAAAAACGUACAAGUCGCAACGCCAGAAGAAAAAGAAGCAAAAGCAGCGUCUGAAGAGGAAGAAAGUUCAAAUGAAAUAACGCAAUAUAAAAACAUAAAUAACUAAGAAAAGUGCCAGGAGAAGAGGAGAAAGCGGAGCAUCGCAGCGCAGCAGAGGAGGAAGAAGAGCAAAGAAGACAACCCAAAAAGAAGAAAUCAGCAGAAGAGUCGCCAGGACAGACGGAGGAGCAGCGCGGCCAGAGCGACUGAGAGAGGGAGCCAAAGAGCGGGGGAGCAGCAGCCGGACAACAAGAGAGAAUCGAGCUCAAUUACGCCGCCAAACUGUCGUGUCAGCAACAACGUGAAAUGUGCAAUUCCUGGCUGCUGCUCAUAAUUGCGCUCUCCGUCGUCGUCUGCCUGUGGAACUCGCAACAAACCGAAACAUCCAAAUCAUGCCCACCCGAGUGCAUCUGCUUGUCCCAGACUCAAGUUCUGUGCAACACCGGAGGUCUUGAGCAGAUCCCGCUCCGCCAGCUGCCGGCAACGGUGGAGAACCUGGCCCUGACCAAGAACAACUUCCCGAUCAUCAAGCCGGACUCCUUCGCCGGCCUGCGGGCGCUGAAGAAGCUCUCGCUGGACGGCAACAACAUAACCAGGAUCAGGCAGUUCGCCUUCCGGGGUCUGCCCCGGCUGAAGGAGCUAUCGAUCCAGUACACGCCCCUGCAGACGGUGGCCCAGUUCGCCUUUGCCGGACUGCAGAAUCUGUCGACGAUCCUGCUAAGUCACAACCAGAUCCAGAGGAUCGAGGGCAACGCCUUCGCCGGAACGUCCAACAUCAAGCUGAUCCUGCUGACGAACAAUCCCCUGAUCCGGAUCGACAGCUCGGCGUUCUCGAGUCUCACCAACGUGGGGCACUUGAUCCUGCCGUCGGGCAUCAGGAGCAUCGAGCAGGACGCCUUCUACGGCAUGGACACGGUGGGCCUACUGAAGCUGGCCUACAUGGAUCUCAAGGAGGUGGCCCCCUUCACAUUUCGCGGCCUGACGAACGUCCUCCUGCUGACGCUCCAGGAGUCCGACCUGGGUGUGAUAUGCGCCGACGCCUUCACAGGACUCGCCCAGGUGGAGACUCUGCAGAUCCUGAACAACAAAAUCGACUCGAUCGAGGAGCUCAACUUCACAGCGUCCGCGGCUAUAAAGCACUUGAAGUUCUUCGGCAACCAUGUCCUGGAGACCCCCGAUCCGAACGCCAUCAUCGUGGACGGCGUGGAGCAAUUGCAGCUUGUCAACAACCACUUUCCGUGUGGCUGCCACAUACACACGCUGCUCGACGGCCCCCUGGCCGAGGGGGCGCACAACUUGAGCGAUUUUCUCCAGAAGAACUACUGCAUUUCUCCGCUGGAGGUGAAUGGCCGGGUGAUGAGUGAGCUGGACAUCGACUCCAUCGGUCGUUGCUCCGAUCAGCUGACCAAGGGGAAUCUGGGCAGCUCGGCGGCGUCGCUGGCCCUGGGCCUCAACUCCAUGCUGCUCAUCGCGGUGGCAAGUUGCGCGGAGUGGCGCCACUUCCGGCAGUUUGCCGCCCGACUAGCGCAGCUUUUGGGUCACGUGGCUUGGCGGAGGCGUCGGAAAAGGCGAAAGGGUCACUAGGAAAUAGUCAUAGGAAAGAAAAAGUUCCAGUUGGUCCAGGAGAACCAGGACAUCAUCCAAGAGAUCCAGUUGCUGCACAGGAUUUCUGCCACAACGACUGUCCAGGGGCAGGCUCAAGAACAGACACAAACUCCGCACCGAGAAACCUGAGAGCAGACACCUAAUCGUCUUCAUCUCGAUGAAUUCCCCUCGAUUGUUUUGAUUGCGAGGAUAUCGUCUUCUGUUUAUAUAUCUGUCUUCUAAAAUAUAUAAAUACCCACACGAGUGCUGUUCAUAUAUGCAUAUACCAUGGUGCAUACAUAUAUGCAGAAAAGGCUACAAAUUGUCAAAUUGUAAAACGCUGCAGUUUUGCUAUCAAAAUGCGAAAUCUGAGAGUCUCUGUUCUUGUGUGCCCUCGCCCUGCCCCUGUCCCGGCCCGUUUUUCAACUUUCAACUAAAAAAAUAAAAUAAAAUAAAGUGAAAAAAAUUUGCUGAACCCUGGGCUAAUCCUGCAACCAGGACACUGCAUCCUGCAUAUCCUGGACCCGAGGGCGUUCCGUUACGUUUGUUUGUUAGUUGUUUACGUUUCUGUUGCCAUUUUGUUCUGUUUGCGUUAAAUUCGAAAAAAUGCAGAAAAUGCGAAUCGCAGAAUGCAGAGUGUAGAGUGUAGAGUGCAGAAUGCAGUAGAAAGGACACUGGAUACUGAAUACAGGAUACCGGACUGCGGAUUGAACACUAAAUAAUUAUAUCGAAUUUCGAGUCAAAUGUGUGUAAAUCAUAAAGUGAACACAUAUGGACAACGGCAUAGACAAAAUCCGAUUUAAGCGUAUUUAAGCAUAUGUAUUUGUAUUUGUUUAUGUGACAGUAAAACCUAUAUAUAUAUAUAAACAUAUAUAUAAUGAAUUUUUUUUUUAUCAUAGCUGAUAGUUCAUAAAUAACUGGGAAAAUUUAUUGGCCAAUUAAUAAAGAUGCAAUUUAUCCGUAUAUGUGGAGAACAAACAACAAACAAACGACAUCUGCAUUACCUAGCCAGAUGAAUGAUAUAUAUACACGCAUAUAUAUAUAUAUGUAUACCCACAUAUAUAGCCCGUCUAGUCAAUUAAUGCCACAGUAUCUUGUAUCUUUGUAUCUAUGAUAGCUAAACCUAAUGCUAAAGGGGAAACCACAACAAAAUUUGUACUUAUUUUAUAGCAAACGAUGUACGGUAUAUACGAAAUUACACACUAUUAUUAUUAUGGAUAAAUAUGUGAUAAACAGAAUGUUUGCAUUGCCCUCACAGGACUUGGAAAAGGAAAGAAAAACAGAUUCCUGUACAUAUCAAAAAUUAAGAAAAGUAUCGAGCAUCAAUUACCAACUUGCUUAGCUAAAUUAUUAAAAAAAAAACACAGUGUACAUUUUAUAGCAAAGUCCACCAGGAAUAUUCCCAAUAAAUAUAUAUGUAUUUCCACAUAAGCUAAGCCCGAAAUUGGAAACUGGUAAAUUAAAUGUAAAUUAAAACAAUUUGUCCAAACAAUUUAGCCGCAAAUCGAAUCGAAUCGAAUUGGUUUGAAUUGAAUUGAAACAAAAAUAACGAUGUUUUCCAAGCAAAUCGUUUUCUCCACAUAUAUAUAAUAUAUAUAUACAUAUUAUAUAUAUGAGUAUGAGUGUGUGUAUGUGUGCGUAUCCUUGCUGGUAGAUUGAUAUUCCAAUUAGAAAUGCUAACGAGACAAGUGAGGGUUCAGAACAAAUACAAACACAGACUCGAACACAUACACACACACACAAAGCGGAAUGCACUCAGUCAGCAUUUACUAUAUAAACAGAAAAUCAACUAGCAUAUACUUAUAUAUACGAAAAUAAAUAUAAACAAAUAUACCAACAUCUAGAUACUGAAGUUGAUAAUUUUUUUUUUUUUUUUAUCAGUCUGCUAGCUGAAAUCCUAAUCUUAAUUAGCCAUGGUAAUACUAUUAAUAUUUAUAGCGAAUGGUAACUCUAGAUAACAAAUAUCGAUUGUUAACUCUGCGAUAAUGACUUCGAUUAAUGUAAAAUAGCAUAAUUGUGUCGCCCAAGUAAGUGUUUCCCAUCACCAUUAUUUGUAUGUCCAAAACGAAGGCAAUUAAAGCGUCAUUAUGCAUUAUUAUACUAUAUGGAAUAUAUAUAAUGUUAACUGUAGGCUAACUAUGAGACAUACAGGUGCAUAACGAUAACGAUAAUAUCGAUAACAAUUACAAAUACCAGCUGCAAACUCAAAGGCAAACUAAGAUCCAUGAUAAUAUAUAAUAACAAUAAUAAUCAAACCUACUAUCGAUGAAGAAG
Drosophila bipectinata is the source of this 4152-nucleotide messenger RNA. RefSeq names its product chondroadherin. Gene Ontology annotation, cellular component: extracellular matrix. NCBI's taxonomy places the organism in Eukaryota, Metazoa, Arthropoda, Insecta, Diptera, Drosophilidae. Gene Ontology annotation, molecular function: protein binding. The record is from RefSeq and is a predicted model, not a curated record.